This is a messenger RNA of Amphiprion ocellaris (clown anemonefish), 6351 nucleotides long. Its product is annotated as nidogen-1-like. Gene Ontology annotation, biological process: cell-matrix adhesion. The transcript is spliced from 20 exons. The coding region runs from base 119 to 4078 and encodes 1319 amino acids. NCBI's taxonomy places the organism in Eukaryota, Metazoa, Chordata, Actinopteri, Pomacentridae. Gene Ontology annotation, molecular function: calcium ion binding. The record is from RefSeq and is a predicted model, not a curated record.
UCUUCAUCAGUCCACCGCCGUGCUUCGCUCGUGCUGCCCGCCGCCCUCACCUCCUCCCCGGCUUCCUUCCGUGGGAGCCCCGCUGGUCUGACUGAGUGUGUGGAGCUUCAGGUUGGAGAUGAGUCCCGGGUCCCGGAGCUGCUGGUGGGUCUGCUGGUUCCUGCUGAGCCCGGUUCUUCUCAGCCGGGCUCUGGAGCUGGAGGAGCUGUUUCAGUUCGGAGAAGAAGCCGGAGACCUCCAGCUGCCUCCCGGGUCGGACUCCACCGUAGAGCUGCCGCUGAACCGCUCCGUGCUCUUCUUCAGCGAGGAAUCCAGCAGAGUCCAUAUUAACACCAAUGGAUUCGUUGCUCUUGCCAAGCCUCCGGCUCAGCAGGAGUACCUGGGAAAGAUGCCCAGCGGUUUCAAAAUGAUCGCAGCACUGUUGGGAGACCUGGACAACAGCGACGGACACGGUAAAGUUUAUUACAGGCAGGACAGCAGCCCCGAUGUACUGAACCAAGCAGCCGGACACAUUAGACGGGCUUUUCCCAGCGAUGAGGGAGUGGAGCCCACCAACGCCCUCAUCGUCACCUGGGAGAGCAUGGCCGCCUGGGGCACAUCUGGACGGGGGGAUGGACUGGACGCUAAGAGAAACACCUUCCAGCUGGCUUUAGUCUCCAUGGAGUCGUCCUCCUACGCCAUCCUGUUGUACCCCAGAGACGGCCUGCAGUUCUUCUCCACAUCAGUAGAGGGAGAAAGUAAGCUGCUGGAGGCCGGCUUCAGUGAAGGCAUCGUGUCGGGUUGGUUCUGGAACACCCAACAGGGAACGUAUUUCCGCACGACCACCGACGACGAGAUCUCCAUCAGGGAACUUACCAAAAAGACAAACUCAGCACGGAAUGGAGUUUGGGUGUACGAAAUUGGUGCCACACCGAUCUUCAUCGGCAUUGCACCAGGGAUGGUCACUCGCUCUCCUGAGGACAACGAUGCUACCGUACCUCCUACCUCCUCCAUUACCUAUGAAACUUUCACAUCAAAGACCACUGAAGCAGCUCCAGAAGAAAAGGAGGAGUUUCCAACUGUGUUUCCCAGUGAGUACCAUCUCAGGUACCCAGAAGCUGAAAAUGUCACACCGCAACACAACAUAUCAGGUACUGAAGAGCCAGAAAAUGAAGAACCUGACCAAGAAUACACUGAAUCAGAGACUGUCGCACCAACAUCCACCAACACUGAAAGGGUUCAUUCAAGAUAUCCGGAUCCACCUGAGACAAGAUACCCUGACGAAACCAAGACCAGAUAUCCCAUCCCUGAAACCUCGCAACCAAGAUACACCAACCCUGAACCCAGUCAGCCUAGAUACUCUCCAUUUGCACCACGGUACCCUAACCCUGAUCCGGUUGAACCGCGAUACACCAACCCCAAGCCUGUUGAACCAGUGCCGCCGCAUUCCCGUCCCCAGCACCCCCAGAUUGUUGUAAUAGAUGAGGAUGAGGAUCUGAAUGUGAACGUAUUUGCGUACAAUUUGGAGACAUGUGCAAAUAACAGACAUAAAUGCUCUGCUUUUGCUGACUGCCGGGAUUACAGCCAAGGAUACUGCUGCCAUUGUAGGCCUGGUUUCUAUGGCAAUGGGAGGGACUGUGUUGCAGAAGGAAAACCCCAAAGGAUGAACGGAAAGGUGAAUGGUCGAGUGUUUGUAGGGAACUCUCCUUCAGCAGUGGAGUUCGGGAACAAUGAUUUGCACUCCUACGUGGUAGCUAAUGAUGGACGAGCCUAUGUGGCUAUCAGCAACAUCAACGGCACUGCAGGCCCCUCCCUGCAGCCGCUGUCCUCCCUGGGGGGAGUCAUCGGAUGGGCCUUUGCCCUGGAGCAACCUGGUUACCAGAACGGCUUCAGUCUUACUGGUGGCGUGUUUUCACGGCAGGCAGAGGUGAUCUUUCAGCCCGGCAACGAGCGUCUCAGCAUCAAGCAGCAUUUUAAAGGGAUCGAUGAACACGACCACCUGGUGGUGAGCACCGAGCUGGAGGGACGUCUGCCGGCCAUCCCGCUGGGAUACUCUGUCCAGAUCAACCCGUACAAGGAGAUCUACCAGUACGACAGAAACCUGAUCACUUCCUCCUCCAACCGAGACUACGUCAUCACUUCCCCAGACGGUGAUGUCCAGACCAGGAACUACCAGUGGCGUCAGACCAUCACCUUCCAGAGCUGCCCACACGGUGAGACCAGCAGACCAGCCCAGUCCACCCAGCAGCUCAGCGUGGACCAGAUAUUCGUGAUGUUUGACGCCGACAACAACCUGAUCCGCUACGCCAUGAGCAACAAGAUCGGCUCCGUCCACAGUGGUCCCCCAGAGCAGAAUCCUUGUUUUACUGGUCGACACGGCUGUGACAUCAACGCCGUGUGCAGACCUGGUGAAGACCUCCAGUUCAGCUGUGAAUGUGUGACUGGUUUUGCUGGAGACGGACACUACUGCCAUGAUGUUGAUGAGUGCCAGGGUGGUGUCCAGGUGUGUGGACAGAACGCUGUGUGCAGGAAUCAGCCUGGAAGCUUCAGCUGUGAAUGCUCUGCUGGCUUCGUGUUCGCCAGCGAUGGAAAGACCUGCAUCGCAGAGAACCGUCCGGUGGAUCACUGCCAGAGAGGAAGUCAUGACUGUGAUGUUCCUCAGAGAGCUCUCUGCAGCUACACCGGAGGCUCGGACUACGUCUGCUCCUGUCUGCCGGGGUUUACAGGUGACGGCCGGGCGUGUCGAGAUGUAGAUGAGUGCCAGCAGGAUCGAUGCCACCGUGAUGCCUCCUGCUCCAACACACAGGGCUCCUACAUCUGCAGGUGUUCUCCUGGUUUCCAUGGAGAUGGCUUCCAGUGCAGCCCCUCAGAGCCUGAGCAGACCCAGUGUGAGCGCCACCGGCAGAAUUCCCAGCCCGCUCCCUCCUCUGGCUCCGGCUUCUUCUCCUUCUUCCGUCCGCGGCCGGCCGUCGGUCAGUACGUCCCCCAGUGUGACGAACACGGAGCCUACAAACCCACUCAGUGCCACCAGAGCAUCGGGCAGUGCUGGUGUGUGGACGCCAACGGCCAGGAGAUCCCCAACACCCGCACCGGACCCGGCAGCACGCCUCUGUGUAUUGACCAGACAGUGACUCCUCUUCCCAUUGGUCCGACCCCACGGCCUGACGUCCAUCCCAUCGCUCCUGGAACACACCUGCUGUUUGCUCAGAGUGGGAAGAUCGAACACCUGCCGCUGGACGGAUACAGGAUGAAGAAGGAGGAGGCCAAACCUCUGCUGCACAUCCCAGACCGGGUGGUGAUUGGUGUAGCCUACGACUGCAUGGAGAAGAUGGUUUACUGGACAGACAUCACUGGACCGGCCAUCAGCAAGGCCCGUCUGAGUGGAGGAGACAUCAUCCCGGUCAUCACCAAAGAGCUGCAGAGUCCUGAAGGCAUCGCCAUCGACCACAUCUCCCGUCUCCUCUUCUGGACCGACUCCAUGCGAGACACCAUAGAAGUCUCCAAGUUAGAUGGCAGCCACCGCCGGGUCCUGUUUGACACCGACCUGGUCAACCCCCGACCCAUCGUCACCAACCCAGCAUACGGGCGGCUGUACUGGGCAGACUGGAACAGAGACGGGCCUAAGAUUGAGAUGUCCAACAUGGAUGGGACGGAGCGGACGGUCCUGGUCAAAGACGACCUGGGGCUUCCCAACGGUCUGACCUUCAACCCUGGAGACCAGCAGCUGUGCUGGGCCGAUGCAGGAACUCGGAAGGUGGAGUGCAUGGAUCCUCACCGCCGGCUGAGGAGGCAGAUAGCUGAGGGGAUCCAGUAUCCCUUUGCUCUGGUCUCCUUUGGAAGGACUCUGUACUACACUGACUGGAGGAGGGAGGCAGUAGUGGCCGUGGACCGUCAGUCUGAGAGGGAAACUGAAGAGUUCCUGCCUCAGAAACGCUCUCGGGUCUACGGCAUCACCACGACGCCGACACAGUGUCCUCAAGCCUAUAACUACUGCUCCAACAACGCCGGCUGUUCUCACCUGUGUCUGCCGCGACUCGGAGGCUUCACCUGUCGCUGUCCGGACGCUGCUGACGGUCGGUGUGAGGAGAGGAACCCCUGAGCUGCUGCUGGAGAUACGACACAGAACACAACUAACGGAUCUCUUUGUGUUUUCUACUUUUCUUACUUGAAGUGAACAUUUCUGCAGUCAUUCAGAGUCUCGCGUUUAAACCUCUCUGGAUAUAUGACGUCAUGAUUUCACUGCUGGAACCACUGAACUGAGAUCAGGUUUUAUCUGCUUCUAAUCUCCUUCUUUAGGAGUUCAGUCCAAAAUUAAAAAAGAAAAAAAAGACAAAUGACAGAUUUUCUCCAGACAGCAGGUGAGAUUUUUUUUUUAAAAAAGGUACUGAAUGGAAAAGUUCAGGUUUUGUUUAUAGCUUUUAUUUUUACUCGUCUUUUUUAACAUUUCGUACAGAUUUGUGUGAGAAACAAUCAGAUCUAUUGUCUGGAAAAUGUUUGACAUUUAGAGAAAUGCCUUAAAGGUUUGUGAGAAAGACUUUUUGUUGUUUAGUUCAGCAGGAUGUUCUGUUCAGGUUAAAAUGAAGAAUUUCAACCAGAUCAGAACUCCAUGUCACGUCUGUUUGACAGCUUUGAGUCGUUGAAUUCCACCAAACAAACGGUGCUGAAAGUGGUUCUACUUCAGACAGAUCUAUCUGACUCAGUUCUAUUUAAUAUAAAGGAUGAUGAACUACUAACCGCUGUGAUUACAGAUGAAACUGUCCCUGUUUCAUUGGUGAUGAUGUGACUGAAAAAGAUUCGCGAGGAACAGUCUCACUGAACUACAUGAUUAUUAGAUGAUCUGCUAUCAAUAAAUGUUUUCCAUGUUAUCAGUAUAAAUGUAUUCUCUAGUUUUAGCAUUCUCCUACAUGAUCAAAUUGUAACUCUAAGUGUUUUUUUUAACUGCUUGUUCUGCAUUUUGGAGAUGUUAAUAGAACCACUAGGCAGAUCUAAAGGCUUUUUAAAGACUUACGGGAUUUAUUAAGCGUUUUAUUCUAAAACCUGCAGUGUAUUUUUGAUAUGAACUUGUAAAUAAUUACCUGAUAUUCUCAGAUUGUUUUAAAUGGUGCUAAUGUUCUCCUGAGACUUACAUGAUGAUGAUGACUGCAGCUCCUGUAUGUUUUACAGAGAUGAUACGUCUCCAUCACUGAUUUAACUCAUCAAAAAUAAAAGUACAGACACAACUAUUCUAACAAAAACUGUCACGUUUUUGAAGACAUAUUUCUAAUCAUCAGAUAUUGAAGACUCUAACUGCUACUAUUAAAAUGAAGUGUGUUCAUUAAACAGAAUCAAAUGGUUUUGGUCAAAAAUCAACAAUCUCAACAAGGACCGUUUAGUUUCCAUUGGAAAUCAGAUGAAGUUCAAACUUAAAAUGCAGUUUUCUUUCCAAAUAUAGGACAAGCGUUCUCAUUGUAGAACACUGAACAUUUUAAAAAGCAAAAGAAAAAUUCUUUUUAAUGCCACACAUAAUCAUUUCAUGUUAAUAUUUCCAGAACUUCCAAAGCUCUGCCAUAAUAAUAAUACUUCAUCCUGCUGCACCAAAACAAACCACUCUGUUAUACAGUAAAGUCCAAACGUUCUGUUUCAGGGCUGGUUUUACAUUUAAAACUCAAAACCUCAACCGAUAUCAGAUAUUAAAGUCAAUAAUAAUCUGAAUUUUAUAAAUACAUUGAGACUAUUGGCUUGAAUAUGUUCUUUUUGUUGUUGUUUUUAUGUUUUACUUUUUAAAUAUAACCCCAAAUUCCAUGUUAGUCCAGAAUUAUUUAAAUUUGGUCAUUGAUCAGAAAUAUUGACCAAGAUAUAGGUUAGUGUUCUCCUCACACAACAGAAUUCAUCGUACCUUUGAUAAUUUUUUUAAAUGUAUUUUUUGGUCUCUUAACAACCUCGGUUUUAUUUCCCCCUAAACCUAAAGAUAACUUUAGUGAUCUGAGUCUCUGUUUAAUCAUAUUUAACAACAUGUUAGGAAACUAUUAAAGAACUUUCAACCCAAAACAUGGAAGAAAAAAAAACUGAAAUGAUUUUUAAAUGGCUGAUAAAUGGAGUUCUGGGACUCUAGAGCUGUUCAUUUGAAGUCAGAUAUUGUCCAAAUUAUGAUGCCAUAUUGUUCAGUUCAGUUUGUUGCCACAGUUACAGCAAAAUUGUGCACAGCAGCACAAAUCAGCAGGACGUUGUUGAAUGUCGUCAUAGGGAACUACAGGCUGGUUUUAUGUGCUGCAUGUCAGGUUACAGACCUGAUCCAGGAGCUCCAAGGAGCUACUUCAUGCUUUAACUGACCAUCAGCCAGAGAGGUAACACAAAAAGUCUGUACAGCCUCAAUAAAACUGUUUUUUUCCCCCA